Messenger RNA from Penicillium antarcticum, 1185 nucleotides. Its product is annotated as putative mitochondrial translation release factor (RF-1). Gene Ontology annotation, molecular function: translation release factor activity. The record is from RefSeq and is a predicted model, not a curated record. NCBI's taxonomy places the organism in Eukaryota, Fungi, Ascomycota, Eurotiomycetes, Eurotiales, Aspergillaceae. The transcript is spliced from 2 exons. Gene Ontology annotation, biological process: translational termination. The coding region runs from base 1 to 1185 and encodes 394 amino acids.
AUGCGUGCCAAAGCUUCGGAAUUUGCCCUGUCACCCGCUCUCUUGACCAGAGCUCGCCUACUCACAGCUGAGCAUACAAAACUUGCUGACCGAUUGGGCGAGUCCUUCGACGCCAAAACUGCCAAGCGAGCUGGGGAGCUGGCACCGAUUGCCAAUGUCCUAAAAGAAUGGGUCGAUGCCAAUGAUUCCAUAAGUGAGCUUAUGUCGCUGCUGGAUGAUCCCAGCACGGAUGCAGAGCUACGGUCACUGGCCACUGAAGACCUCGAAAGCAGUCACAAUGUCCUCCCCGCAAUUUCAGACCGGCUGAAAAAGUCAUUGAUUCCUCGGCAUCCAUUUGCGGAUCUCCCAUGUCUGCUUGAAAUCCGUCCAGGCGCGGGCGGCGACGAGGCGGGCUUGUUUGCAUACGAGAUGUUACGGAUGUACAUCGCUUUUUGCACUCGAAGGGGCCUCCGCCCAACCAUUUUGAAGCAGGAAACGGAGGUUGGUCCAUCAGAAGACCGUUUAAGCGAAGCGGUGAUAGAAAUUGAAGCCGAUGGAGCAUAUGAUCUUCUGCGAACAGAGUCGGGGGUCCAUAGGGUCCAAAGAGUGCCUGCAACAGAGACAAAGGGUCGUACUCACACCAGCGCUGUCAGUGUGAUGGUAUUGCCAAGUUUCCCAGAAAAUGGCACUGAGAUGGACAGUGCUUUGAACUUUGAAGAUCCAACCAGCGACUACUAUAUUGACCCCCAAGAAGUUCGGAUAGAAAAGAUGAGAGCAGGCGGUGCUGGCGGGCAGCAUGUGAACAAAACGGAGUCCGCAAUCCGGCUAACUCAUAUACCCACGAAUACCGUGGUCUCCAUGCAGGAUGAACGGUCCCAACAGGCCAACCGGAGAAAAGCAUGGCAGGUUCUUCGAGCAAAGCUGGCUGAAGCCAGACAAGAAGCCCGAGAGCAGGAACUUGUGCAACUCCGACGAGGCAUUCUCGGCGGAGUGGCCAAAAUGGGCCGAGGCGAUAAGAUCAGAACCUAUAAUUUCGGCCAAAGUCGUUGCACUGACCACCGCACUGGCAUCACGAUCCAUAACCUGGAUGGUGUCCUCAAUGGUGGCGAUGGGCUGGAUACAGUGAUGGAAAGUGUGCGCACCUGGAUGGCUGAUCGCGAGGUCGAGGCCAUGGUGGCCGAGGAACUGGCCAAAGAACAAAAGUAG